Messenger RNA from Closterium sp. Naga37s-1, 756 nucleotides. The record is from the annotation of a GenBank genome assembly. NCBI's taxonomy places the organism in Eukaryota, Viridiplantae, Streptophyta, Zygnematophyceae, Desmidiales, Closteriaceae.
AUGUCUGUCGCACAAGGUGGGAAUGGUGAUGCUAUCGCUGCCUCCGGUAUAGUCGCUGCUGGUGGUGGUGGUGGCUCUUUUGCUGCUGCUGUUGCGGCGACAGAUACUGCUAAUGGCAGUGAUGGGAGCAGUACUCGUAGCAGCAGCGAACAAGGGAGCAACAGCAGGAGCAGAAGCAGCACACUUGUGAAGCCUCUCACUGCUGCGGCACCCCUGCUAUCCCUCCUGACUGCCAUGGGGGCUCAGAUGUGGAAGGAGGGAGAGGAGGGGAGUGAGGGGACGGGGUGGACAGUCGGGGUGAAGGAGAGGGAAGCUGAAGGAGAAGAGGGGGCCAUUGCACUAGAGAGGAAAGAAAAGGGGGAGGUAGCAGCAGGGUUGGGAGGUUGGAGGUAUGGAAAAGGGGCUGUGUUGGCAGCUAUGGCGAUGCAGGCAGCACAGGAGGUGCUGCCACGUGUCAAGCAGGCAUUGGAGCAGAUGCGGGCGGGGAAUGGUGGGGAUGGAGAUGCGGUGUGGCUGCAGGCAUUGGUGCAGCAUGCGAGGGUGUGUGGCGGCUGGGUGUCCGCUGAUGGGGAGAACGCACCCAACAAGAUGGCCGUAUCGGCAUGCGAUGCAUCGCUGCACACCAAAUGGCUGAGCUGCACCACGAGGGAGGGAAAGUACCGGCUCAGUGACGCUGCUCCUGUUACAGUCACCAUGUACUCAAUCACAUCGGCAAAUGAUUGCCCAGAGAGGGACCCCUGGUCUUGGUCACUCUGA